AUGAACUCAGACACUGACGCAUUUAAGGACAUAAGAAUUUCAUGCGUUGAACUUUCCAGGACCGCCUUUUUACCUACUGAAUCGUUUGAUGCGAAUUCAUUAAAAUUGCUAGCAUGCCUGAAAAAAGUUGAAGAAAAGUUGUCAAGUUACGAAGACGAUUCGCUUACGCCAAAAUUUGCAGAUUAUGUUUUUGUUCCUAUAGCAAGCUUAUUAAAACAGCCAAGUCUCGGUGAAUCUCAAACAGAAUAUGUUCUACUGAUUAUAUCUCAUCUGUUACGGAUAUGUUGGUCAUCUAAUGGAAAAUUUCCAAAACAAUUAGCGGAUCAGUUGUUCCCUUUGGUUACAUUCUUAAUAAGCUCUGAUAAAGAAAAUCUCAAACUAGGCUCUAGGUCAGACGAGUUUAAAUUUGCUGGUUGUCUAGUUCUCUACCAGUUUUUCAGUUCAAUAAAAUCGCAACAGUACCAUGAUGAGUUCUUUUCUACCUCGGGUUUUAAUUUACUUCCCACUCUAGGACAUUCUAUUACUAUCCUUUUGAAAAUUUUGGAGCAAUCGCCUCAAAAUAAUGAGCUUCAGUUAAAGGUUUUAGCAUCUUUGGAAAUACUGUUUCAGGACAUAAUAUCCGAUGGUGAAAUGCUGUCAUUUAUACUUCCAGGGAACGUUUCUGUUUUCUCCAAGAUACUGACGAAACCAGGGCGUCAAAUACAUUACAAAGUGUGUGUUCGUACAUUAGAGGUUCUGGGGAAAUUGUUAGUAUUAGUUUAUGAUGACUUUAGUUUACAAAUUCAAAUAAAUAAACUAACAGACAUUCGAGAAUUAGGUAACAUGGAUUUUAAAUCCGAGCAAGAUCAACCAUUUUCGUUUAAUGAUCCUAUCGUUCUUUCACAAAAAGAUGGCGAAACCAAUGAGAAAACUCAUCGGGACACAAGCUGGUUGAGAGCAACUUCAGGUCAAAUUAAGAUUGCUUUAGAGGCCUUUAUACCCAAGUUACUUACACGUAAUAACGACGCAAUAAAUGAAGCACUGGCAAUGUUUGUUUCAAGUUUGCUAGUCAGAUGUGAAAAGUCCCUACAUAAUUGUGAGCAUGUGUUCGUGUCUACCCUAGUAAAUUUACAACGAGAUACCAUGUUUAUUUUACCUUCACAUUUGGAUAAAUUAAAGGAGGUUCUCAAUGAGGAUCUGCACAAUCUAAGUGAUAUCAUUCGAUUUGACCGCGCUGGUAAAUUAUCAGCUUUAGCAUUUGCAAUGAACAGCCUACACAAAAAUGAAGGCAAAGAUAUAGUGGUCAAUCAAAUGGUUAAAUAUUUAUUUGAUUCCGUUAAUGAAUCGAUUGAACCUCCAAAUUUGAUCAAUGAUAAAGAGAAAAUAAUCGAACAAAGCGGCCAAAUAACAACUACGGUGAAUUUCCAAAAAUUAAUAUGUAAAAAUGAGGUGGUUGUUUUGCCAAGAUUGUCAAAAGAUAUGUCGUUAAACCUGCAAAAGUUUGGACGUCAUAUGGGAUCUUUGUUAUCAGAGAAGAAUGUCCUAAACGAUACGGCGAUGGAUUUGAUUUCAGGUCAAGUUGAUUCGCCAAGAACACAGAAGAUAGUGGCGGUGUGGUUAAGUAGUAGUUUUCUCAAGGGGGUAGUAAAUCCCCCAAAGCAGGAAGACGAUUACCUACGAUUUCAGUCAAGUGUGAUCGAUUCCGGUUCCAUGGUUGAAGAGGCAUGCUUAACGCUACUGGAAUUUUGUAGCGAACUUUCUCAAGAUAUUAGUAUGGAAAUUGAAGGAAAGGGCAUCAAAAGAAAUGAUGAAUUCGCGAUAUGUACAAUUUUAUCCUCUAUUGAAACAAUUUGUUCUCUUAUGAAAAAUGAUUUCCAACCUGAACUGAUUGACUACAUAUAUAUCGUUAUUGAUGGCUUGGCGUCGCCCUCUGAAGGCAUUAGGCAUUCCAGUCAAUCAUGCGCGUUGACCAUAGCGGAAACUCUAUAUCAUGGAUCUGUUCCCGACAUGAUAUUAAGCAACGUAGAUUACCUGGUGGAAGCUAUUUCUUCGAGAUUGCAUUCUGGGAUGACUGAAAGGGUGAGUAAUAUAUUGAUGGUGAUUUGUCAAUUGGCCGGCUAUGAAACUAUUGAAAGCUUCAAAGACGUUAUUGAAACGAUAUUCAAACUCCUCGACUAUUAUCAUGGAUAUAGUGACUUGUGUCUUCAAUUUUUCCAAUUAUUUGAAGUUAUUAUUUUGGAAAUGAAAAAAAAAUACAUCAACGAUGACGAGAUGAUUUUGAAAAUAGCGGAUCAGCAUGUUUCACACAGCACAUUUUCACCCUGGGGUAUGACCAAUUUUGAGCAGGUACUUAGUAUACUAGAUAAAGAGGCACGGGCUAAAGAUGACACAAUGGAUGAGAACGAUGUAGGGUUCUCAAAAGAGGACAAUGGGUCCAGUAAUUUCCAAGAAUAUUUUGACUCCAGGUUGAGAGAGCCAGAUAGCGACGACGAAGAGGAAGGAGAAUUGGAAGGUGAAAAUUCGGAUAACGAUGCUGAUGAGUGGACUUCUCCUUUACCGCGGGACUCAUAUAAGAUAUUACUGCAAAUUUUGAGCUAUGGGGAGAGAUUACUUACGCAUCCAUCAAAACGGUUGCGAGUGCAGAUUCUGCUUGUCAUGAGGCUUAUUUUUCCCUUAUUAGCCACGCAACAUAAUCUGCUUAUAAGAGAGGUUGCCAGCACAUGGGACUCUAUCACACAGUGCGUGAUAUGUACAGACUAUUCAAUAGUCCAGCCAGCAUGUGUGUGUGUGGAGCAGAUGAUUAGAUAUUCUGGUGACUUUGUCUCCAAGAGAUUUAUUGAGCUUUGGCAGAAAUUGUGCAAGGACUCCUUCAUUUUGAAGGAGUUGAGACUCGAUCCCACAGUGCAUAAUAAUGGGGAAAAAAUGGUGGGCCAACGAAAGAAGUUCCCGCCAGUAACUGAAACCGCGCUGGUGUCAAUGGUGCAUAUGGUGCUGGAGGGUGUCAAGAUCACGGAGUACUUAGUCUCUGAGGCGGUACUAGAACAAAUAAUAUAUUGCUGUAUGCAAGUAGUGACGACGGAGGAGAUAUCGGCUAUAUCGUUGAUAAUGGGUGAUAUUGUGUGGAAAGUAAGAAGUAUACAUUGA
Saccharomyces kudriavzevii IFO 1802 is the source of this 3123-nucleotide messenger RNA. RefSeq names its product Tti1p (gene TTI1). Gene Ontology annotation, biological process: chromatin remodeling. The transcript has a single exon. The record is from RefSeq and is a predicted model, not a curated record. Gene Ontology annotation, cellular component: cytoplasm. The coding region runs from base 1 to 3123 and encodes 1040 amino acids. Lineage: Eukaryota; Fungi; Ascomycota; Saccharomycetes; Saccharomycetales; Saccharomycetaceae.